Messenger RNA from Meleagris gallopavo (turkey), 4598 nucleotides. Lineage: Eukaryota; Metazoa; Chordata; Aves; Galliformes; Phasianidae. The record is from RefSeq and is a predicted model, not a curated record.
UUCAGAGUCUGAGAUGGAGGAGGAAGAUGAAGAUGAGGAUGAUGAACUGCUGCUGCCUCAACAACCCCCUUCAGACUUGGGAGGUGUGCCAUGGAAAGAGGCUGUGCGCAUCCAUGCCCUAUUGAAGGGGAAGAGUGAAGAAGAGAUUGAGGCCGAGGCAAAUAAUGAGUAUGAUGACAAAGAAGAAGACGAGGAGGAGGAGGACGAUGAGGAGUAUGAAGAGGAGUCUAGCGAAGAGGGAGAGUAUUGCCCUUGGGAGAAAGAGCUGCAGCAAGGCCUCUGGCUUCAACGUCUCUCAAAUGAAGAGGACACGGGUACAUUUAAAGCUGGAAACCUUAGGCUGCAGCAGAUUGUAAAUCCGGUUGAUCCUCUGGAGAUUCUGGCAGAUGUGCACUGGACACACAUCCGUGAAAAAGAGGAGGAGGAAAAAAUGGUCCCAGCCUCAAAGUCCUCCACCUCCAGAGCAUCCGACCUUCCCUCCGUACGCCAUGAGGCGGUACAGGCGUGGCUGGAGACGGUCCCUGGAGCUUCGUGUGAAGAUAAUGGUGUGGAGGAUGAGCUGGGCACAGAGCCUGCAGACACUGAAGGGCAGGCGGGUGAAGAGGGAGACACGGGUGCAGAGCUGGAUGACGAUGACAUCCCAUCUGAUGCAGAAGCCGAGUUUCGCUUACAUCGAGGUAGCACAGAAGAGCCAAGACUAACAGUUUCUGAAGAUGAAGAAGGAGCAGAAGAUGCUUCUUGCAGCGUGGCAGAAGAUCCAUGCAAGCCGUCCGCUCCUAGCCAGUCAACUAAUGACAUUGUUCUUCCUCUGUCUCCAGCUGAUAGUCUCAAAGCAGAACAAGCAGAGGAUGUAAAAGAUCCCCUGGCUGCAAUAAAGUCUCCAGAGGCACGCUUUUUCCCUGAGCUUUUCCUUCUUGAGGAAGGACCAAAGGAUGAAAUUCCCAAAGACAGGAAAGCUAAAAGCCCUUCUGUGCCACUUUCUCCAGUGUUAUCUCAGCCGGUUGCAUCACCAGAAACUACUGCACCUACAUCUCCAGCAGAAUCUCAGCCAGCAGCACCAAAAUUGGCUUCAUCUCCAACAUCUUCUCAAAAGCCUAUCUGUUCACAGCCUCUGCCUUCUGCUGAGACAUCCAUUCCAUCCCCAGUGGAGCCUCCAGUAUGUUUCCAGCCUGGCCCAGCCUUAACUUCUACUCCUCUAGCUAAACUGGUCCUCAGGAACCAGGAUAGUGAGGUGGAGAAACUGGGGAGCCCUACCUCUGCAGAAGAAACUCUGAAACGUAGUAACCUCGUAGAAGAGUUCUGGAUGAAGAGUGCUGAAAUCCGGAGGAGCUUAGGACUGACCCCAGUAGACAGAAACAAACGUUCAGAAUCAAGCUUUCCUAUAUCUGCCCUUGAGACGACUCCUCUGAAGACUUUUAACAGUGAGAGUAUCACAGGGGAUGAAAGGAUGCAUCUUGUGAAGCCACAGCCUGCCCCAAGAAGGCAGGGACUAUCCAAGUUAGAAAAUGAGCAAAUUUCUCUGCUCACUCCAAAAUCUCCAUCAGAAAAAGAACUGAGGAGUUCCCAUGAAGUUAAGAGAGAUGUAUCCAGCAGUUCAGGACUUGGCCUUCAGGAGAGUUCAUCUAACAUGAGAACUUUGGCUAGUCAGAGCUUCAACACUUCUGACUCUACUAUGCUUACUCCUCCAUCAAGUCCCCCCCCACCACCUCCUCAAGAUGAAGAACCAGCUACUUUGCGUAGAAAAAGGUAUCAAGCGCUUUGGCAGAAUGAGAUUGAAUCCAAGUCACCUCCAACACCAGCAUCAACGCCUCCCGUUCCUCCACGCCAUGAGCCAACCUCUGCUGUCAAAGAACCAACGCAGGCCAAAAAAGAUGACGUGCGAAAGUCUUUUGCAGAGAGUGUGGAUGAGAUUCCAUUUGCUGAUGAUGUGGAGGACACAUAUGAUGACAGGACGGAGGACUCAAGCCUUCAUGAGAAGUUCUUUACACCUCCUACCAGUAGGCCACGGCCAGAGAAACCACUUGUUUUGCCCUUGGUCAAGGAAAAUGGUGGUCCACCCUCUAUGGAGGGAGGGGUUAACCAAAAGAAGAGAGUGUUGCCUGAAAUUUCUGCAGAGGCCAAGGAGCUUGCUGAAGAAAGGAUGAGAGCCAGAGAGAAGUCUGUCAAGAGCCAAGUACUACGUGAUGCCAUGGCUAAACAGUUAUGUAAGAUGAAAGAUAUGGAGAUGGCUGCAGCUGCAGCUGCUGGAGCCACAAGGGCACGAAAAGCAUCUUCUGUGCCUUUGAAGACCAAAGACUUGUUUCAUGACUCUCCAAAGCACUUGGCAUUGAAAAUAGCAGAGGGGUCCACACUAAAGCAUGAUGCUGCUAGUGAGAAGUUCUCCACUCCUGCUGCUGAUGUGGCUGGACCUGAAGGAUCUGUCACCUCUUCAGAGGGCUCCAGUGGGAAGAGUAAGAAAAGAACUUCUCUUUUCUCCCCUCGUAAGAACAAAAAGGAGAAGAAAUCCAAAAAUGACAGCAGGCUUUCUGACAAAUCUAGUGGUGGGACAGAGGAAACAACAAAGUCCAGGUCAUUAUGGAAGUCUGUUUUUUCUGGGUAUAAGAAAGACAAGAAGAAGAAAGCUGAUGACAAAUCCUGCCCAAGUACUCCCUCAAGUAGUGCUACUGUGGACUCUGGCAAGCACAAAGCAUCUCCGUUGAUUACAGCUGCAGAUUUGCAGCUCCGUCGACACCUGAGUUUCUCAGAGGACUCUGACCUCUCCAGUGAUGAUGUUCUGGAACGCUCCUCCCAGAAAUCUAAGCGAGAGUCGAUUUAUGUACCACACGCCUUGGCAUUCAAGAGAUCAUAUUCGUCAAAGAGAGCCUACACAGAAGAGGAACUGAAUGCUAAGCUGACCCGACGAGUACAGAAAGCUGCCCGCAGACAAGCCAAGCAAGAAGAGCUCAAGAGGUUACAUAGAGCUCAGAUCAUCCAGCGGCAGCUUGAACAAGUGGAAGAGAAGCAGAGACAGCUAGAGGAGAGAGGGGUUGCUGUGGAGAAGGCCCUUCGAGGAGAAGCAGACUAUUGGGGAGAGUCUUAUUACAGUGACCUCAUCGACUUGCAUCUGGGUGGCAUGGGAAAGAAGGAUGAUCCCAAGCUGAUGCAAGAAUGGUUCAAGCUGGUGCAGGAGAAGAAUGCCUUGGUUCGCUAUGAGUCCGAACUGAUGAUCUUUGCACGGGAGCUAGAACUGGAAGACAGGCAGAGUCGAUUACAACAGGAACUCCGGGAGAGGAUGGCAGUGGAAGAUCAUCUAAAGACAGACGAGGAGCUUUCAGAGGAAAAGAGGAUCCUGAAUGAGAUGCUAGAAGUAGUAGAGCAGAGAGAUUCUCUCGUGGCUCUCCUUGAGGAGCAACGGCUUCGAGAAAAAGAGGAAGACAAGGACCUGGAGGCAGUCAUGCUUUCCAAAGGAUUUAGCUUGAACUGGUCCUGAGCUCGAUACAUUUACCUCUGCUGGUUUGUGUUCUCCAGUUGGCUUACCCUGAGUUCGCCAGAAUUACAUGGAUAGGAAGAUGUUGAAGGGGAAAUCUCCGAAGGGUCCGGCAGCAUGCAGCAAUUCGGUUUGAAGCACUCAGAAGCCUUUUGAUAAGUGUAUUGGUUCCAGAAGCUUAAGUUUUACAUGUCUGCAAGCCAUGUUGAAGAUAAUGAGUGGAAUCUGUGGAGUCUCCUUGAAGUUCAGUACAAUUGACUGCGUUUUACUUUUUGUUUGGUAGCAGGGAGAGAAAUAAUCCAUGUGUGGGGAAGGAGGUUAAGGGAAGAAGUACCUUAACUAAUCUGGAUUUAUGGCGGUCCAUUCCUUUCCCAUUUUUACUACAACAGUCCUAACAAAAGGGAGGGAAGCAACAACCCUCUCUGGAAAACCACAGCAGCCUGUAGCAACCAGUUUGGUGGAAUCAGCUAUCCAGGAGUGCUCCAGAAGCCCAGGGCAGCACCUUCUUUGCUUUAGUCUUCCUCCCCACCAAAGAAAUUUAUAGUUGGUCAUUAUGCAUGGAUAUGAAGAAAUAUGAGACAGAGGAGAUACUACUAGUUAUGCGUGAUGGAACUCUCUGCCUCACGGUUUGUAAAGAGAUUUGGGCAUCAGAAGACUCACUCCCUAUCACUGUCUCCUAAGUCGUUAUUGUUGGGGAAGAAGGGGAGAAGAAGAGAUGGAAGAUGCCCUUCUGCUUUGCUACACACUGGAGAGACAGCUGCUGCUGGCCUUUAUCUUCUUGGCCACAGCUCAGAGGCUGAUGGGCUUCUUCGUUCUGUUUUUAUUGUGACUGUUUUGACACUGGAAAAACUGACUGUGGGACAGUGUUGAGUGUGUGCUGGGGCAGGGGGUGUUACCAAGCAGCAUUCCCUGGCUGUUCAGCUCCUAAAAGGGAGAAGCCCUUAAGUGACUGAAACCACCAUUAAGACUUUUCAGUGUUUUUAUUUUUUCCUCUAUAUUUUGUUUUUGCACAUUGGAAACGAAGCUUAAGACCUGCCUGGGCCCUCAGUCACUUUGACCCUUUUAUGUCGAUUAACUUAUUUUUUUAAUACUUGAAAGAAAAUUCAUUUUUGUAUCUUUUAGGAAAAAAAAA